GUCUUAGAGUGGAACUGCAUGUAGACAGCUCAUGCUAAACUGUGUAUUCACCAGAGACAGCUGUUUUGGCAGAAGAUAGAAGUUACAGAAGAAAAGUUGAUGCGUUGGCACUUCUGUUUCAUACAUUGCCCUCAGUUCCCUUGAUCUCAGACAUAAAGGAUGCGCUGGCAGUCUGGCUGCCAGUUUUCUGCCUGGCUUCUUGUAAAAUGAGAAACAGCAAUACUGUAGGACUUGAUUCAUUUGCUUAAACAUAAGCUUCUAGAGUUAUCUGAGAUGCCCUGGGUAAUCCUGCCCUCCUGCCUGUCCAGGAUGGGCUCAUUUUCCUGUGCACCCAUCAUUACGUCUACCAGCCUCAUGUGGGUGCUUCAGAUAUCCUAGGGCAUCUCAGAGGGCACUGGAUGCUUAUGUGUGAGCAACUGAAGCAUCUUUCCUUGUAGCAACUUCCCUGCUGAAGGUCUCUAAUGAACUGUUCUCUCUCAGUAUUAUCUCCUCGAUCUUAGGGAAUAUAUGCAUGCCAAAAGUGGGAGUAAUCUUGGUUCUACACUGAAAAUUAGAACUUCUGAGAAUAAAGACUCAGUAUACCCAUCAGCUACCCUUCACCCCUGUUCUCUUUAAAGAGCAAGACAUGUAUUUGUCAUCUAUUUUGUUAGGGCAGCAUGUGUUUGAAAGGCUUGGCUAAGUAUGUGGGAAGCAAAGACCAGGCACCUCUGUAUGUUUCAAAGUCAGAACUCUUCCAGUUUCAGAGUGGAACAUCUAAAAACUUUGUUUUCUUACAUGUUACCUUUUAUGCUAGAAUUGACAAUUUAAAUCCAUGGGAGUUUGAUUAUGUUGUGAUGAGAUGCAUGGUAACAUAGUAGCUCUGAUUCACUAACUUUGUAAUGAACUUAGGACUAGGUCUAUGUUCACCUACAAACAAGAUUAUGUAAAUUUAUCAAUUGUUAACUUGAUAAUGUCAUCAGCAUAAUUAUUCUGUUGCUCAGUAGCCGUGAUCUGUACACACACCAUUGAGUAAAUGAUGGGGUAAUGCUCAUUGUGGCUUCUUGUCUAUCCAGGGACAAGUGGUAUGUCCUCAAGGACCUUUCUUGGCAUGUUAUCCUUAUUGGGCCGCUAGCUCCUCUUUUCCUCGCUAUGCUCUACAUUUUUCCUAUCUUAUCUACUGCUUCUGUAUUCCACGUUUCCUAUGACUGAUCUGUAAACAUGUCCGCAGACCUGCUAUGGUGUGAGGAUUGCGGUAAAAGCCUUAUAGGAGAAUGCAAACUCCAUGGACCACUCAUCAGGGCUAAAGACAGGGUUAUUCCUAGCCGAGCCCGUCUCACCCUACCUCACUACCUUACUUUGCGAGUGUUGGAGCUGCGAGCUGGAAACCAGCAGAUCCUUGGAGUAUUUGCAAAGAAAGUAAUACAGAAGAGAACACAGUUUGGUCCUUACGUUGGUCAACUGUCUACAAAAUUGACCUGCUAUGAUGAGAGUAGGCUAGUUCUGCAGGUAUUGAAAGAUGGAGGGAAGUACUUUCUGGACACUCCCAAUGAAGACUGUGGAAACUGGAUGAUGUUUGUCCGGCUAGCCCGGAACCAAGAAGAACAGACCCUUGUGGCUUAUCAGCACUGUGGAGAAGUCUACUUUACAACUGUUAAGCCAAUCGAGCCCCACACGGAAUUGAAAGUAUGGUACGCUGCCGAUUAUGCCAAAUUUAUGGAAACUUCUGCAGUCUUCAUUAAAGAAGAAUCUGAUGUCAGUCCUUUGCCUGUAGUAGCAAAAGAGCCAGUAGACCCUUGGAUAUGCUCCAGCUGUAGAAGUACUUUUGCAACUUUUGCUCUGCUGGAAUCUCACCAGUGCAUCAAUAAAGACCGAGUCCUUACCACCAGGCUCAGACCACCAAAUAAAUUAGGAUCCUUAAAAGCAAAAAGCAAAUUCAAAGGGAAACUGAGAGGAUCGGCAUUAGGCAAAACCAUUGCUCAGUGCUAUGGGACCAUUUCCUGUUCCUCUGCUGCGAAGCUUAGCUGUGCCAGCUCAGGAAACACUUGUGAUGCUCUUGUGAGGUUUAUACCUAAAUGGAGAAAUGGCCGGUCUUCACUGUUGAAGGGAAGAGAAGUGAAGCAGCCAGACAGUUACCCUUGCCGACUCUGUGGGAAGAUAUUUGAUUCCAUUGAAAAGCUCACAGUCCACACUUACGUGCACAAAGCGGAGCGCCCCUACAAGUGUUCGCAGCACGGAUGCACAAAAGCCUUCAUUUCCAAAUAUAAACUGCUCAGACACUCAGCCACUCAUUCUCCACAGAAAUCUCACCAGUGUGGCUACUGUGAAAAGACAUUUCAUAGGAAAGACCAUCUAAAGAAUCACCUUCAGACUCAUGACCCAAACAAGAUGGCCUUCAAGUGUGAAGAGUGUGGAAAGAAGUACAACACCAAGCUAGGUUAUAAGAGACACUUGGCUCUUCAUUCAGCCACCAGUGGGGACCUUACCUGUAGAGUAUGUGCUCAGGAGUUCGGUGGCACUGAAGUUUUGUUGGAACACCUCAAAAGUCACGCAGGGAAACCAACUGGCAAUACCAAGGAGAAGAAACAUAAGUGUGACCAUUGUGAGCGUCACUUCUAUACCCGUAAAGAUGUGCGGCGUCACAUGGUGGUUCACACAGGUUGCAAAGACUUUCUGUGCCAGUUUUGUGCCCAGAGGUUUGGGCGGAAGGACCACUUGACUCGCCACACGAGGAAGACUCAUCCACAAGAACUGCUCAAGAGCAGGUUGCAGAAUGGUGACUCAGUAGGUCUCCUUGACCAGCUUUUUCCAUUCAGACUGAAGGAAGAUGCCAGCAUAUUGUCCCCUUUUCCUGAAAGGGUCUCGGUGCAGAAUGGAAUUUUGAAUAAUUCAGAACCAAAGGAAUACAACUGUUCACAUCUUCAUCCCCAGCCAAGCUUACAGACUGCUCUUUCUAUUGAACCUCCUCUUUUGCAAAGAAUGGGCUGUGCAGAUAGCCUUGCAGCUGUCCCUCCCACACCGUGCUCAACAGCCAUCCCUGCCAACCUGAACCUUCACCAGUCGAAUAAGUAUGACCUUAGCUCUACCUCAUUUGCAGCAGGCUCCCUCAAGAAUCUUCCGAUCAAAGUGGAUGUUAAAGGUUACAACGUCCAUCUUCUAGAGGACCUGCCAUCACCAGAACCUCAGUCUCUCCACAAAAUCAGUCUGGAAGAAGCUUCCUCAGGGCCUGUAGUUGAUACUAACAAGUACCCAGUGCACAAGGAGACAGAGACAGCAGCUGAAACUACCAGCAUGCCUUUCAUGGAUCUCACUCAUGUGAUGAGUUUCUGGCAACUCCCACAAGGUGACAACCAGAGCACUACUGGGGAUAUCGCGAUGCCAUUUGGUCCAGAGGAACCAUCACAUAGGCUGAAUGGCCUCAGCCAACAGCAAGGUCUACAGCUAGCAGCUGGUGGCAUGGCCAUAAACCAGCUGCAUCAUCUCCCUCGCUCCUUCCCAUCCACUACAAAUUCUGUAACGUUGCCUCAUUUUCAUCAUGCCUUCAAGUAACUAUGCUUUUUUUUUUUUCUUUUCUUUUUUUUUUUUUUUAAAGAAAAAGACUGUGCUUCUUACUUAAAUCUGUUAGGAAGGGUAUUUUUUUGUUUUUCUUCUGUUUCAAGAAAAACUGUCCCAGUUUUGUGUUGGUUUUUUUUUUUGUUUUUAAAGCAUGUUAUGGACAUGGUAGUUCAAUUCAGAAUGUUAAUAAACAAGAAGCUCUAUUUUUCAUACUAUUAUUAAUUUUUAGCAUAUGACAGUAGUAGGACUAAUGUACUUCCCUCAGUACCCUCGGUAUUCUUGUUUCUUCCCUUUUAAACAAACAGCUUAAUGUCUUCAAUAAUAGCAAAGCCUUGUAAUGAAUGAGGCACAAUGAUAACUAUGGCUGCUACAGUAGGCAAAAUAGGGUGAGGGUGAAGGGGGGAGGAAGGGGGAAAACAACAGAGGAAUAAUUCUGAUGAGCCAUAAAUCACAGGAAAUGUAUACACGUGGCAAACUUAAGGUGAACAGUUUAUCAGCGUGAUACAGAUUUUUUCUAAGCAUUUACUUAAUUACUAAAUUUUAUGAAUCUUUAAAUCAAAAUGAUUCCAAGAGUAAAUCUUUCCUUCUCAUUUCACUCAUUUAAAGCAAAGAAAAUCAGGGUUGUGAUUACAUCUAAGUAGACGUCUGUUUUAUUCUGAAGUGCACUUUGGCUGUGUGCAUCUCCUGCGUUUUUCCACUGCUGCACGACUACACCUAAGCAGAUGUCUUGUAUAGGUGUAGUUUGCAGAAUGGGAAGUGAAUUGUCUCAAAGAUUGGAGUAGAACUUGAUCAUUAGCAAGAUGCAGGAACCUGGUCUAUCUCUAGUAAAGUAUUUGCUUAAAUUUAAGCACGUGUGCUCUCAUUGGGUCAACAGCUUGCAUGAUUUAACACCCAAUAAUAAAGUAAUGCUUCUUACCUAAGGGGCCUUUAUCUAACUUCUGUUGAUUAAAAAAAUGGCUUUUGUCUGGGGGACGAUUCUUAAUUAUAGCUAUCCGAAAGAUGGGCUCCUUGAUAGAAAGCUGGCCCUGCCAAAGCAGCUUGCCCAGGGGAUCCUCCAGCCAAGGUCAGCCUUCGGUGAGGCUGUGGUAGGUCCCCAUGCAGAAGGGCUUGUGGUGGUUACCUCAGGAUGGGCCCUCUUCAAAACCACGAGCUGUAAACCUGCCUCAAAAGCAUCAUAGGAAAUCAGCAAGUAUGGUAAUAUGGUAACAGUCGGAUGUUUUGCUCAGUGGUAUUGUGGUAGUUACACCUGAAUCAGAAUCACGACUUACUUACAUUUGCUUCCUAUAGCGAACUGCUGUAUGUAUCCAGCUGGUGUAGGUGUUACAGCCCCGUCCCCUGAACAACCAGCAGAAAUUGCAAAAUAAAAAAAUAACAUCUCCCAACAGGUAACAUUUAAACAAACAAUCAACUUCAGAAUUUACUUGCUGCCUUGCACAGCCCAGACUUAAAAAAACAAAGCACCAUUUUAGCAUACGAUGCCAUUACUAGUGGGUUCUAUUGCAGCUGAAACAGAUGCAGAAGUUCUGAAUCAGAAUAAGCAAUCUCUAAUAUUAAAUUCACUUAGAAUUAAUAGUGCCUAAUGAUAAUUACAGCUGUACCACAAAGCGAGCUUGUUCUCCCUCGGUAAUCACAGGACUAUUUCCAGGCAACUUCAAAUAAAAAACAACGUUUGUAAAUCAUG
Molecule: messenger RNA, 5212 nt
Organism: Coturnix japonica (Japanese quail)
Lineage: Eukaryota; Metazoa; Chordata; Aves; Galliformes; Phasianidae
Gene: PLAGL1
Product: PLAG1 like zinc finger 1
Biological process (GO): regulation of transcription by RNA polymerase II
Cellular component (GO): nucleus
Molecular function (GO): RNA polymerase II cis-regulatory region sequence-specific DNA binding; DNA-binding transcription activator activity, RNA polymerase II-specific; protein binding
Source: RefSeq, a predicted model, not a curated record